Chara braunii is the source of this 4562-nucleotide messenger RNA. The record is from the annotation of a GenBank genome assembly. NCBI's taxonomy places the organism in Eukaryota, Viridiplantae, Streptophyta, Charophyceae, Charales, Characeae.
GCGGCCUUGACCCCAUGAUGUGAAACUUGUCAGACAGGCAGAUGCCGCGCUCACGAUCGAGCGCCAUGGCGGCUGCGGCGCCGAGGCCAGUGACGGGGACGUGGAAGAGUAGGGUACCAAGAGGCAGAGCUGGACAUGCGGCAGCGGUGUAUGGUGACACGUGUUAUGUGUUUGGGGGGCAUAUGGGAGAGAACAAAUGUACGGACGAAUUGCUGUCGUACGAUUUUCGGAAGAAGGAGUGGUUUUCCUUCAAUCCCGAUCCCGGCGGACCCUGUGAGCGGGAUGGGCACACUGCCUGCAUAGCGGGAGACACUCUAUAUGUUUUUGGUGGGGAGAAGUCAGGAUCCGAAGAAGAGUUGCUUAACGAUCUCUACUGCCUUAAUCUGCAAACGAUGACGUGGAGCAUUGUGCCACCAACAGAUGAUAACCCUGCACCCUCCCCUCGUCGAGGGCACUCUGCCUGUGUUUUGGGUGGUGCGAUUUAUAUCUUCGGAGGACAUAAUAGUCAUGGUGAGCGGCGGAAUGAUCUCUUUCGUUUUGACCUUGUCACCCUGACAUGGAAUGAAGAACGACCAGCUACAACGGAGCCCUUUGGGUUACCCAACCGACCAACCAAGCAUCACAUUGAGCUGCUGCCUGGAGCGGUCCCUCCCAAGGGCCGCAUCUACAGGAUGUCCCCUGCUGAGCUUGAGGAGCUUAGAAAGCAGCUUGAGACCCUGACCAGCAAGGGUUGGAUCAGACCCAACACUUCUGAAUUCGGUGCACCAGUUCUCUUUGUGCCCAAAGGGAACGGCGAGUUCAGAAUGUGUAUUGACUACAGGGGUCUCAACAAGAUCACUAGGAAGAGCACAGGGCCACUUCCUAGGAUCGACGACCUCCUGGACAUGGUGCAGGGCUGCACAGUUUUCAGCAGAGUCGACCUCAAAUCCGGCUACCACCAGAUUGAGAUGGCAGAGGAGGAUGUCUACAAGACAACCUUCAAGACCAGGUAUGGGACGUAUGAGUUCCUGGUCAUGCCAUUUCGACUUUGCAAUGCCCCAGGCACCUUCCAGACAGAGAUGCACCGCAUCUUCAGUCCUUACCUGGACAAAUUUAUGGUUGUCUACCUGGAUGACAUCCUGGUAUUCAGCAAAACUGCCAGGGAACAUGCGGAGCACUUGGCUCUUGUCCUUCAGUCGUUACGUGACAGCCAGUACAAGAUCAACAGAGAGAAAUCCUCUUUUGGAGUUCCCUCUGUUAUCUAUCUGGGUCAUGUAAUCUCUGGAGAUGGCCUGGCUCCUGAAGCAGCCAAGAUUGUUGCUAUUCAGGAGUGGCCUCAGCCACAGACAAUGAGGGAUGUCAGGUCCUUCAUGGUUCUUCAGCAGGAUGGUGGGAAUGGUCUAUGGCCUGUAGAGUUUACGAGUAAGAAGAUCAAGACUCAAAAGCUCCAGGACUCUACCUAUGAGAAAGAGUUGUAUGCUCUUGUCUGUGCCCUGAAGCAUUGGAAGCACUUUCUCCUGGGAAGGCACUUCAAGAUCUUUUCAGAUCACUCCACUUUGCAGUGGAUGAAGUCCCAGGGAGAGUUGAAUGAUAAGUUGGCACGGUAUAUUCAGUUCAUUGAUAUGUUUGACUUUGAGUUGAAGCAUAAGAAGGGUUGCUACAACAAGGUAGCAGAUGCCCUCUCUCGUAGGCGUGACUCUUUUGCGUUGAUCUCCUUUACUCACUCCUUUGGAGAGGAGACCCGUCAGAUCAUUGCUCAUCUACUGCCUCAGGAUGAGACUUUCAGACCCAUUGUCAGGAAUCUGCAAGCAGAUCCUAACUCUGAACCAGACUAUGCUCUGAGUUCAGACUUGCUGUAUACCUACAGUAGAGGUGAGGAGCGCUUGUGCAUUCCCCAGUACCAACGGCUCAGGACACUACUGAUGUCAGAGUGUCAUGAUGCCCGUGGUCAUUUUGGGUUCCUAAAGUCAUAUGCAGCCCUGUCGCAGCGCUUCUUCUGGAAGGAGAUGCGGAGUAAUAUGCUGCGUUAUGUGGACACCUGUGAGCUUUGCCAAAGGAAUAAGGUCCAUCGUAGACCUCCUUUGGGACUGCUCAAACCCUUACCCAUACCUGAUGGCCCUGCUGAAUCUGUGGCGAUAGACUUCACAGAUUUAGGCAAGACCACGCUUCACGGCAUGCGUCAGGUUAUGGUCUGCGUGGACAGGUUCUCCAAACAUGCAGAGUUUAUCCCCUUGCCAGAGGUAGCUAGGGUUCCGGCUGUGAGAGCAGCCUUUUCUGAGAGGCGGGUCACUCACCAUGGACCGCCCACUUCUAUCGUCAGUGAUAGAGACCCCAGAUUUUGCUGCGAUGAGUGGCAGUCCUACUGUAAGGACUAUCUGCACUCAAGAUUGGACAUGACUUCUGGUCAUCAUCCUGAAGCCAAUGGUCAGGCUGAGGUGAUGAACCAAGUCUUAUUCCAAUUGCUGCGUCCUGUCAUCUCUCUAGACCAGCAGGACUGGGAUCUUCACUUGGCUAGGGCACAACUCAUGUAUAACAUGUCUGUCCACUCCUCGACAGGGUUCAGUCCCUACCGGUUACACUGGAGACGUGAACCACGACAGCCUCUCGAUGAAAUCAUCGAUAAGGCUAAGCCUGAUCUGACACCAGGCACAAUAGAGUUCACCAGACGCUAUCGUCUAGAUGUGGAAAGGGCCCGCGCGAACUUGUUCAAAGCCCAAAAGGCUAUGGUGGAACAAGCGAAUCGCCACAGGCGGCCUUCCCCCAUCCACACUGGUGACUAUGUCUGGGUGGCCAGUUCUAAGCUGUCGAGGGAGGAGGAUAUCUCCCCCAAGCUGUUGCCACGUUACCUGGGUCCAUGGCAGGUCCUAGAUACAGUGGGCGUUGAUCCCUUCGGUCCGUCGUAUGUUAUCGACGUCCCACUGCAUCUACGCACCUACCCUGUCUUUCAUGCAUCCAAGCUUCUGCCUUUCACUCCAGCUGAUGCAUUUCUUGACCGGCCCCCUCAAUUCGGUCCACCGAUCCCUGGCAAGGGAUAUGACGUGGAGUGGAUUGAGGAUGAGUGGGGCACUGGCCCCGAUCGGCAGUAUCUUGUGAGGUUCGCAUUCCAGCCUCCUUCUGAGAACAGACGGUUCUACAGGAGGGAACUUCUUAAGACAGCAAAGUCAGUUCAACAGUUCAACCAACUGGUGGUGAGAUCGGGCCAUAGCUGUGUGGCAAUGAAUGACCACGAGUUGCUCAUAUUUGGGGGCUGCAAAGAGAUCCAGCAGAAUCAUUCCAGUGAUGUUUACAAGUACAAUAUUGUGCGCAAGACAUGGACACGGAUCGCCACUUUGGGAGAAGCACCGUUGCAGUGCAGCGAGCAUUCAGCUGUCGUGAUUGGAAAGUACAUGGUUGUGUAUGGCGGAUGGAUUUCUGAAUACUACAUACCAGCGAGGGCAGUUCAUGUUCUUGACCUAGAGCAAUGGACAUGGAGUGCGGUAUCUCUUGGGAAGACGAAUGACCCACCACCGGAAGUUGCAGAUCAUGCUGCUGUGGCAUGGAAAGGAGGGAUGUAUGUCUGUGGCGGCUACAGGGAAGUCGAACAGCCAACAGAGAGUAUGCUGAUGUAUGAGCUGCGACUUGAGGGUGUUGAGGGAGCUCAGGAGCCUGCAACUCCAGGACCGCCUCGCCUACAAGCCGAUAUGUUGCGAGCCAUGGCCAGUUACAAGUACUCUGACAUUGCACUGAUGGCCUCCGAUGGCAUAGAGAUACCCGCACAUCGGGUGGUCCUUGCAUCUCGGAGCGAGUACUUCAGAGCGCUCUUUGAAGGCGAAAUGCAGGAGAGCCAGCAGAAAGUAAUUCACUUGAAGACGGUCUCCAAAGACGUGCUUAUGAUUGUUUUGACUUUCAUGUAUGGUGGCGUGGUUGAAGUGCCUUCGCAUCUUCAGCUAGAGGUGAUGUCAGUUGCAGAUAUGCUGUUGCUUGAGGACCUUAAGCUUGAAUGUGAGCGGCACCUGAAGGAUGCUGUUGGAGUUGAAAACUGCUGUGCAUUUCUCCAGAGUGCUGAUAGACAUGGAGCAUCUGCUCUACGUGCCCAUUGCCUCAGUUUUCUGGUGCGGGAGUAUGAAUCAGUGGUAGGAUCUUCCGGUUAUGCUUCAUUGUUGAGCAGCUCUCCUGCACUUGCCUUGGAGAUGUCACAGGCCCUCGCAACAAGGCUGAAGGCAAUAAGUGGCCCGCGAACCUCUCGAAAGAGGCGAAAUACGAUGCAAGGAGGGGACAUCCCUGGGCCAGGUGGUGGGGGAAACUUCAACUUUGUACAUCAAGGAUUCGGAUUUUGAGCAUUUGACUUUGACCUUCACAAUCAGCAUCUUAUUUCUGACAAAUACACCACUCGUCACCGUUGUAUAAUCUCCACCCUAGUUCUCCAACUGACGAGUCUGCCGCAUGCUGUACCAGUUUCUUCCCCACUCCUGACAACUCCUCCCCUAUCAAAGUUGUGCGAGACCCCUUCCAUCCUUUGCGGUCUUUACUCGGUUUUCCUCUUCAUUGCUCGCUUUCUCUGCCGGCCGUCCUGCCUCCCAGUUCGUACGCCUUGUCAAACAUUC